Molecule: messenger RNA, 3466 nt
Organism: Haliotis rufescens (red abalone)
Lineage: Eukaryota; Metazoa; Mollusca; Gastropoda; Lepetellida; Haliotidae
Exons: 16
Coding region: 262-3168 (968 amino acids)
Biological process (GO): proteolysis
Molecular function (GO): serine-type endopeptidase activity
Source: RefSeq, a predicted model, not a curated record
CCAUUUUGUAGAAAACGCUUUUCAGUUAUUAGACAUGUUGACCUUGACGACCUCCCAGGCGCUAAUGGUGUCAGUAGCGCCUGCAAAGUGGUGACACGUGACCAUCACAAGAAUAACGAUAGUGAAGGGUGUUGUAACAAGUGUCCACGGGCAAUUAUAUCUGAAAUGGAAACACGUGUUACCCUCAACAGACGGACCCUCAUCCAUGCCUUAACUGAUGCAGAGUCUGAGAAAUAUAUCUCCCUUUGAAAACCGUUGUGUAUGUUCUUCAUUCAAAUGCAGUUUAUAUAUACAGCGUGGAGAGUUUUAACACUCGCGGUAUGGAUCAGCUCAACGUGGGCGUGGUUUGAGACUGGCGAAUCUUCUGGAAUGACAAGUGAAAUGUUCGCCUGUGGGGGUGCGGUGAUGGCGGGUACAGACGUUGUAGAGUCACCCGGCUUCCCAGAGUACUACCCCUCAGACCUCGACUGCCUCUGGGUGAUCAGAACAGCCCCAGGGUGGAGAAUCAAUAUGACGUCACAGUACUUUGACCUCGAGGAUCAAUCACAGUGCUUAUGGGAUUUUCUUGAAGUAAAAGAUGGAGACAUCGCUACUGAAUCCGGAAAAGCAAGGUAUUGUGGGAGCGAACAUAUCUCCUUCCUGUCUUCUUCUGACGUCAUAACCCUCCGAUUCCAGACGGACGCAGCAGGCGAUGGGAUUGGCUUCAGGCUCAACUUCACCCCCGUCCGGUCUGAUGCUGCUGAAGACUACUGCAACACGACCUUGACCGGAGACAAGGGGUUCAUCACCUCCCCCGGCUACCCCCUGGCCUACCCCCCGAGCGUCUUAUGUCACUACACAAUACAGGGUCCACCACACAGCUUUGUCGAGCUUCGGCUCCUGUAUUUGGACGUCGAGACGUCUCCUUGCGACUUUGACUACGUUGCCGUGCACGACGGUCCGAACACAGACUCUGAGAGACUGGCGUUGCUAUGUGGUAUGACCGCUCAUGGCAACUGGACCUCAUCUGGACGACAUCUUCACCUCGUGUUUAAGUCGGACUCGGCCAUACAGACACACGGCUUCAACGUCAGCUACCACGUGGUACCCCUGGCUACCACUACCGCCUCCACAACAGCAUCUACGACCGUCACAGAACUUCCAAGAGCAGGCAAAACUUGUACAGUCACUUUGAGUGACGAGGGUGGCAAUUUCACCAGUCCUAAGUACCCGGAUGCUUAUCCACAUAACAGCAGGUGCGUGACCUACAUCCGGGCGUCUAAUCCAAGCACCAUCGUCAUAGAAUUCAUCGCGUUUGAUCUCGAGGAGAGCGAGAACUGUACAUAUGACACAGUGACAUUAUCAUCAGCCCCAUAUGGAGAGGUCAAUGAAUCUAUCAAUCACGUGAUAUGUGGGGACAGUGUCAGACAGCGCGUGUUCACGUUCGACACGACAGCGGUGACGGUGACCUUCACCUCGGACACUUCCGUCAACGCCGGUGGCUACGUCGCACACUACUUCGUGUCCCCGCUACAGAGAGAGUCCCCGUGUCCACUGCAGUGUAAUAACGGGGGAACCUGCGUUAAAGAGGGGGUAAACGACACUUCCGGGAACACAUGGAGAUGUGACUGUACUCGUGGUUUCUCUGGCGAAGAAUGUGAGUAUGAAGAUGACGUCACAUGUGAGGACUACGCAUGUCACAACGGAGGCACGUGUUACAUCCAGGGCAGAGGUCCAAGGUGCCACUGUUUGCCGCGGUACACCGGAAGUCUCUGUACGACGCAGCUCAUGCUGGAGUCGGAAAGAGUGACGUUCACGAAGGUGCCCCACAACAUCACCAUAGCGAGAGGCAGCAGCGUUCUUCUGGAGUGUGCCGUGCAGGAGGGAGAUGUCGGCAUUAUGUGGUUGCACCGUGACCGGAUUCUCAGUGAAGGCGACCACACCGAGGGGAUCGAGGUACAUCCGGGUGGUGUUCUGCACGUGCCGGAAGUCAGUGACGACCAGGACGGGAAGUACACGUGCGUUGCUCUGUCGGGCGGCAACCUGUUCGAGAUGUCGUCCUGGGUCAGCUUAACGGAGCCAUGUCGACUGCGUGUUGAGAAGGCGCCCCAGAACAUGACGGUGGAGGAGGGUGGCAUUGCCAUACUGCAGUGUUUUGUACCAGAUGCGGAACACACCAUGUGGAGGAAAAAUGGAGAAAUCAUCAAAUUUGACAGAAGGAAGAAGAUCCUGGUGAACAACUACCUAGUUCUCGAUCAGAUUGUGGAAACGGACGCUGGCGAAUACACGUGCGCGGCACGUGCGUCAAACGGCUGUUCGGCCAGGGUAUCCGCCACUUUGACAAUCGACGGUAUUGGCCACAAGAAAGCUUGUGGGCGGCCCAAGGUGGUCAAGGAGGCAGGUCGAGGGGGGCGUAUCGCCAGCGGGAAGGAGGUCCUGGAGGGGGAAUCCCCAUGGCACGUGAUCAUCAGGGACAAGCGACAUACAGCUGCGUUCUGUGGGGGCUCACUGAUCAACACCCAGUGGUUCUUGACCGCUGCCCACUGUGUCGAACAAUUCGAGAAGUCGUACCGCACUCCAUUCUCCAAAGAAGACGUAGACAUUUACGUCGGCACCGUGCGCUGCGACGGCAAACAGGGCAUACAACGUCGUCUCAAACACUACAUACUGCAUCCUGAGUUCAAGGGACAUAACUUUGAUAACGACGUUGCGCUGUUUCAACUUGAUCAGCCGGUGGAGUUCAGUGACCUCGUUAUGCCGAUUUGCUUGGAGAGGGAACUACUUGUGAACGAACUACUUCGUGGCGGAAGGGUCGGAAUGAUUACAGGUUGUGGUAGUUUGUAUGAAUACGGCAUGUCUCCAACGUUCCUACGAGAGGUUAGCAUUCCAUACGUCAACCGACCAGUGUGUGAAAGAAGUGCCAAAAGUGUUAACACAUCUUUCACUUCCGGGAUGAUAUGCGCUGGGUACUCUCGGCGCAUGCGCGGUGAUGCUUGUCACGGCGACAGUGGUGGCCCGUAUGUAAUGGAAUAUGGCGGUCGCUGGAUCCAGGUCGGGAUUGUUUCUUGGGGAGUGGGAUGCGACCAGGAAAACCAAUAUGGCUACUAUACACAUGUGUCCAGAUAUUAUGACUGGAUUCUAGAUAACUCAAUUGAGAGUGAGGUAGAAGAUUUCGAAAUGGAGAACUAAUAUGAAGGACUAAUAAAUGAAAAUAUCCAACGUAAAUAGCGCCUAUGGGAAUGUUUUGUCAUUGCUUCUCUGUCAGACCUCUUGUCAUCCCUAAUGACUUGCAAUCAGAAGAACACGAUCAAAGGGCCUUUCUUCCUGUGGGGACAUGUCGAAACGGAGACAGUGAUACGGCUUGGUUAGCUCCCCUAGCAGAUGAGCGGAGAGCAAUAUCUGCCUUUUCGUGUUUUGUAUGUUGUUUAGUAAUCAUGGUAAUAAGGCCUGAACUUGAGGAUCGUAUGGAUUAAAACAUAGGAAUUGG